GCAAGUCGUGAUUUCUUCGCUCACAGGUGUUUGUGUUGGACGUGCCGUGUACGGUGUCUUGUGAAUUAUCUCGCUAGUCUAAGCAAGAUUCUAACUGAACUGGAGAUUAACCAUACCAUUUUACCAUAUUCUCUGUUAAUAUUUCCUGAUUCUGUGCCUUCAAUUUUAAACUGGAAUUCGUACAUCUCACACACAUAGAUAUUCGUACCACGCACUUACAUUAUUAUUUUCCCGGCAAACACGGGCAAGAAGAUAAUUAAUUUAUUAAUUUCUUUAUACGAAUAAUUUAAUAUUUUUUUAAAAAAAUUACCCUACAAUUACCUACCUCUGCUGUGUACCCGUAUUCUUCUCGUAUUUAGCCCUUUUAUCUGUGAGAACCCCAACACAAAAUUAUCUCCACACAAUUAUCUUAUACUCGCACACAUUUACGUAUUUAAACCAUGGAAUUGAUCAAAGACUUGUUCGAACUGUCUCCCUGUAAAAUAAACAAUACAGACGAUUACAUGUACUACUAUGAUCCGAUCAGCAUCUUAUCGCAAGAUCCCAUCAUUUGGUCGGAAGAAAACCUGCCAAAAUUUAUGUGGAAGCCGGCCGAAUGGCCAGAAAUCGACAUCCCCGACUGGGGAAAUAAAAGGAUUAUGUCUGAAGACACAGUGCCGGAUGAUAACUUUCCUUCUAAAUGCCCUGAACUGUUGAGCCAGGACGAAUUAUGGUCCCCUCGUGCGAGCCCUUUCUCGUCGCCCAAAUCGUCAGGUUCGCCUUCGAUGUCCCCAUCGAGGUUUAGCCAUGACGAAGAGUCGAUGAACUUGGCUUCGUUCAUGGUCGAAUCCAGUUAUGGUCACGUCGAGGUCAUGGAUACAGAAAUACAAGCUGUUGAUGUUGAUGAUGAUGAUGGCGAAGUGAAUGUGUGUUCAAGUCCCGCCGUGUCCCGGAUUGUAGUGGAGGAUCAUCCCUAUCAUCAAACUGAAAAGAAACAAAGCAGCGGCGGAGCCGGCGGUGCUGCCGGCCGUCGUCGGCAACAAGAAACCGCCUCCGUCUCCAAAAAGGCCGUUCGUAACCGAAAACACAAGGGCAAACCGGGUCGGCCCCGAAAGACUGCGAAUGUGAAAAGCAAAAAGGUUAACGAAAAGGAAAAAUUAAUAUCACCGAAAACGAUUAAAAAGAGAAAAGCUCGUCAAACUGGGAUUUUACGCCGAGCAACGAAAGUUACUCAAGCUCUCCUUGUCGAGGUGUCCACCACCUCAAAUGCGCCACUAACACCGCCAAUAACACCACCAUCUCCACAAUCUUCGUUAUCAUCAUCGUCGUCAUUUUCAUUGAUAUCUUCAUCGCCAUCACCUUCAUCCGACAACAGCAGCAUUGUGUCGGUGGCUGCGACCACGACCAUGGGUGGUUCGGGUACGAAGCAUUCUCGGUUCUCAGACGAGAGACUUCUCAGUGAAAAGACUAAGAGGCGCAAGUGUAUGUCUCAUAGCGAAAAGGCUGUCCACAAUGAGUUGGAGAGGCGGCGUCGGGCUCAGAUGAGCGAGCUUUUAAGCGAGCUUCGAGUUGUUGUCGAUGCUGUGAAGGAUGACCCGAAGGCAUCUCAGAAAAGGAUAGUGGACGAGGCUCUUCUGUGUAUAGAACGAGCUCUUCGGGAGGAGAAGCAGAUGAAAGCUCGAAUGGAAUUGGUGAAGAAGGACAACGAAUUCCUGAAGGCUAAGUUACGGGAAUUGUCAUCGGAAUGGCACGACUUGCAUGGAAAUUCCAAAGUUGUGAUUUACCGAGACACAGAUGAGGAUGAAGAAUGUUCUGUGGUGGAGAUCAUGUGAUGGGGGCGGAAGAGGACUUCAAAUACAAUGUCUUGGAAGUACCCCAGGACUAGGAUGGCUGCUUCCGGCACUGCUGGUCAUUGCUCCCCUUCCUCGAGCCAGAGGGAGGGGGGUGGAUAUGACCCGGAAAUGGAAUCUAGCAUCCCCCCCACCCCAGUGCUGUUGUUUGCUCAGGAUUUUUCCUUGUGGUUUCCAUCACCAACAGUCCCUGGGGGUGGGGGCAUUUAUGCACACAGCCGCCUCUACAAGCUACAUAUAUUUAUAUAUGUAGUAUAUAUAUAUAUCAUAUAUACACACACCCUGUAACAUAAACUAAACACUAGUUUGUAAAUAUAAUAUAUAUAUUUAUAUAUGCAAUAAUGCACACACAUGCACACCCAAUGUUCUGUUUAGGCGGUGGUGGUCAUUAGCAUGGUGAUGACGGCGCCGAGUUUUGGCAGGGAAUUUUGCUGGAAGCUUUUUUUUUUGUCUUCCUCCAAUUCUGCUUCUGGUGGUUUUUGAAGGGCUGUCCGGGUCCAGUCUAGCCACUGUGGUUCGGCCUAGAGCUCUCAGGCCUGCCCCUCUGUCCUUCCACGGUGAGGUGGUUAACCGUUGGUCCUUUCCCUUUGUGGUCGGACGGAGCAGGGGCGAUGUUUGCUGCAACAGUGUUGUGUAGCAGGACUUCAGGCGAGGUGAGCGCGGAUAAAACAGUCAGGGCAGUUGUCGGAUAACUGUGUGUUCUACAGAUGCGGUCUCGGUCGGGCAACGGAACUGAUGAGAUUUCACAUAGGCAAUGUGAUGUUGUGGUGUUGAUGCUGUUAGUAAUACUACUAAUUAUUUGUUGACAAAAAUAAAACUUAUUUAUUUCCUAACUCAACAA
Messenger RNA from Octopus bimaculoides (California two-spot octopus), 2670 nucleotides. RefSeq lists its product as uncharacterized. The record is from RefSeq and is a predicted model, not a curated record. Gene Ontology annotation, molecular function: protein dimerization activity. Lineage: Eukaryota; Metazoa; Mollusca; Cephalopoda; Octopoda; Octopodidae.